Messenger RNA from Cannabis sativa, 2191 nucleotides. Its product is annotated as WRKY transcription factor 55. NCBI's taxonomy places the organism in Eukaryota, Viridiplantae, Streptophyta, Magnoliopsida, Rosales, Cannabaceae. The transcript is spliced from 3 exons. Gene Ontology annotation, biological process: regulation of DNA-templated transcription. The record is from RefSeq and is a predicted model, not a curated record. Gene Ontology annotation, molecular function: DNA-binding transcription factor activity; sequence-specific DNA binding. The coding region runs from base 381 to 1520 and encodes 379 amino acids.
UUAAAAGAAGAAGAAUGAAUCAACCAUUUGACUAUUAUGAGACUAUAUAUUUCAGUGCAAAUUACAUAGUAAAAAUAAAAAAAUAAAAUAAAAAUUGGUUCUUUGGGUCAUCUAUAGCUUCAAACUUAAGAAAAAACUAUAUAAUACCAACAGGGUUCGACGGGACGCAGGUCUUCUUGUAGACCAAAAAGAAAGAAAAAAAGAAUUGUUGAAAAUACUAAGUGGACCAUGACCAAGUCACACCCUCUCUUUCUAUAGAAAUACCCAAACAAACAGCUAGUUAAUCCAUGUAUAUAACAAGCUGAUCAUUCCUAUUCUAUUAAGAGUCCUUAAUUUAAUUAAUCUAUAUAUCACCCCAACUCACCAUCACAUAAUUAUAUAUGGAGGAGCACAAUAAGAAUAUUGUUUCGUUGGUCCUCCAUGGAUGCAAGUUAGCCAAAGAAGUGGAAUUGAAUCUCGGCGAUCAUCAGCGGAACGAGCUAGCGAAUCACUGCGACGAGAUUGCAAUGAUCUUCAGCCAAGCCAAGGAGUGGCUGCGCCGAGGUACUACUACUACUACUACUACUACAAGUGAUGAUCAAGAUCAUUACAAUAAUAACAUGUUGGUCACGCAACAAAAUAGUACUAGUAUUGGCCAUAGUAGUGGGAGCUUAUUAUUACAAGAAUUGCUAAUUAGGCCUUCUUCUACUACUACUAGUAUUCAUCAUGAUAACAAUAAGAGCAUGUCUGAUAUUGUUAUGAGGGGUUUUGCUCAUCCUCAACAUGAAAAUAGGAAUAAUAUUUCCAAUAAUAUGGGUAGAAAUGUGGAAAUUCUUGGCUCAUCAUCAUCAUCAGCAAUCUACUCACAAAGACCGCGAAAAAGAAAGGAUGAUAAGGAAAUUCGCAUAGUGAAGAUGGCUGCACCUCAAAUUGGAAAUACUGAAAUCCCACCGGAAGAUAACUACACUUGGCGAAAAUAUGGCCAAAAGGAGAUCAUGGGCUCAAAGUAUCCUAGGAGUUACUAUAGGUGUACUCACCAGAAGUUGUACCAAUGUCCAGCAAAGAAGCAAGUGCAGAGAAUGGACGAUGAUCCUUUGAUGUUCGAGGUGAUGUACCGGGGUAGCCACACGUGUCACAUGUCAGCCACAGCUCCCACCUCUAUCUUACCACUUGUGCCAAUGUCACAAACCCAAAGCAUUCUAAUAAAAAAUAAUAAUGAUCAACAAUUGCAACCACUUAUAACAUCAAUUAAUACUACUACUACUACUACUGCCAGUACUACUAGUACUUUUCCAGAAGUUCCUCUAGGAAGAUCAUGGCUUUCUAUGGAAUGCUCAGGAGGAGGAGGAAGUAGCAGCAGUGGCGGUGGUAGUGGUAGUAUAGUUCAUGAUCAUUUUCAUCCGGUAUUAGAUUUGGCUGACGUAAUGUUUGGCAGCAGUAGUAGUAAUAGUAUGGACUUUUUGUUCCCUACUACUUCAAUCGAGGAAGAUCAUAACAAUAAGCUCCUACAACCUGAUGACUCUGAGAACCACAAAAAUUAAUGCCAACUACCUAAUUAAUUAAUUAAUUAUAAUUUCAUAAUUUUAAUUAUUCUAGCUAACUGAUUUCAUCAAUUAGUGGUUUGAUAUUUUUAUAUUUUUUUAAUUCUUCUAUCUCUUCCCUAAUAUCCUUAAUUUAACCCCAUGUAAUAAAAAUAAAGUGUUUUAUGAAAGACAUUAUAAUGGAAGAGCAAAUAUUUAAACAAUUUAAUUUGGAUACAUAAUUAUUUAUUUAUUUAUUUUUUUUAUAUAGGGGAACAUCAUACUAUUCUCUUCUCUAAUAUAAUGGUGAUUAUUCACCACCUUAUUAGAUUAAUGUGGUUUAUUAUUGUCUGGUGAGUGAUGAAAAUGUUGUUUCUAUUUUAUUAGUGUAUCAUUUCGCUUUGGCAAGGACAUCUUUGUCUCUCUCUCUCUCUCUCUUUCUUUCGGUGUUUGUUCUAGGGACUCACCAAAUUUUUAUUGUCCCUUUGUUAUGUGAUCUAAUCUUUUUUGAUUGAGCAGUAUUACAUGAUUGGUCGUGUUAUUAUUUUCCUAAUUUAUGAUUGAAAUAAUAGGAUUGUUAUGUUCUAAUUUUUAUUGGAAGAUCAUUGGUUGAUAGUCAUUAGUAGGUGGACUCUCUCAGACUUUCAUUUAGUUUGGAAGCCUAGUAUAUUUUACACUCUUUUGAUGCUUAU